CAAUAGAAAGUAAUAGUAUCUAAGGCGCGGUGACACACAACAGUGUAUUAAGUUUUGUUUACAUUUAUUAUUUAUAUGUUCUGAUAAGAUUUAAGUUUUUUAAAAGAGGUAGGCAUGUGGCUAAUAUUUGCUAUAUGUGCUGCAUUGCCACUGUUUAAUGCACAAAGACUAUAUCCAGAUUUGAAUAGCUAUAAUGAUAAUGAUUUCAAUGAGGUUUAUUAUGAGAAAUGUCCAGAAUAUUGGAUAAAAUACAGGCAGUCCUGUUACAAGUUCAUUAAGUCACCAUUAAAGCCUUACAAUGAAGCUAGAAGACUUUGCCAGACAUACAGCCCUGAGCAAGGAGGCUCUGAUCUAAUAUCUGUAAGCAAUUCUGAUGAGCAUGGGUUUAUUAUAAAUGAAUUGAACAGAAGGGAUCCACAACACAGAAAGUGGUAUAUUGGGGCAAACCAACAGAACCCUAAUUAUUGGAUUAAUCCAGAUGGAAGCCAAUUCGUUAAUAUGGAGAAUGCGUUUUUAAGAGAAUCUGAUCCUUACGGAAAGGACUAUUUGGCCUACAAUUUUUCGCAGGAAAUCGUGCAUUGGGGAUUCCAACCUGUUAGGGGUGAUGAAUAUUUGCUCUUUAUCUGUGAAGCACACAUUGAUAGCUUACGUAGACUUAUUAGUGAUGAUAGGACAUACACUUAUGGUAUAGAUAUUGUUGAUAUUGAAAAGAUACCUCAAGGACCUUACUUUAUUAAACAGCCUCAAGAUGUUACAUAUGAUAUGACCAAGUCUAAACUGUACAACGACGUUACCUUGACGUGUCUAGCAGGUGGAUAUCCAACACCUACCUAUGAAUGGUACAAGGAAGAAUUUGAAAGUGAUAGAUUGGUAGCUAGAAAAAUCGAUCCUCUGGUAGACGACAGAGUUACCAUUAGUGGUGGAAUGAUUAUUAUUAAUAGCCCAGAUCAAAGAAUAGAUAGAGCAACUUAUCACUGCAAAGCAUCCAACAAAUUUGGUACCAUUAUAUCCGAGAGCGUCAACUUAAACUUUGGAUUUAUAUCGGAAUUCGUAUUGAAAAGAUCUGCUGAGACUGGAAACCAAAAUUGGGGUAAAGUUGUAUUUUGCGAUCCGCCUCAUCACUUCCCAAGCGUCAAUUACUAUUGGUCAAGAGAAUAUUUUCCAAAUUUCGUUGAAGAGGAUAACAGAGUAUUUGUCUCCAAUGACGGUGCUCUAUAUUUCUCUGCAUUAGAAUCUAUUGACAGGGGUAAUUACAGCUGCAGCGUUCAAGCCGACUUCACGGAUACUGGCCGAAACGGUCCAUUCUUUCCACUCAGAGUGAACCCACAUUCAAAUUAUCAGCAAUUGAAAUUUCCAAAUAAUUUCCCUAAAGCUUUCCCGGAAGCUCCAAUAGCCGGUAAAGACGUUAGAUUAGAAUGCAUGGCUUUUGGAUAUCCCAUCCCCAGCUACAAUUGGACAAGAAAGAAUGGAAAUAUUCCUCGUAAUUCGUACUUUUCCAGUUAUAAUAGGGUCUUGGUUAUAAAAAAUGUUCGAGUAGAAGAUGAGGGUGAAUACACGUGCAGGGUUUACAACGAUCGCUCUUCUUUGGAGAACAGCGUUGUCAUCAAUAUACAAGCCGAACCUAACUUUACGAUUCCUCUUAUCGAUAAACAUGUUGAUAGCAAAGGUGAACUAGUUUGGACUUGCGAAGCUUUCGGAAUUCCCGAUGUCAACUACACUUGGUGGAAGAACGGAAGGCAAUUAGUUAUGGGUUAUUUGGAUAGUGAUGAUAGGAGGAGGAUUAAUAUUCAGGAUAACGUUUUGACUAUAACUGAUGUAGAUGACGAUAGGGAUCCGGGGAUGUACCAAUGCAGAGCAUCCAAUACUUUGAAAACGACCUAUUCUUCAGCACAACUUCGAGUUCUGGCAUUCAAACCAUCAUUUAAAAAGCAUCCUCUCGAAUCAGAAACAUACGCUGCUGAUAACGGAAACGUUACUAUAGUCUGUAAACCGGAAGCGGCACCGAAACCUAAGUUUAUCUGGAAGUUGAAUGGAAGAGUGAUUGGAAGUGGCGGACAUCGAAAGAUUUUGGAGAAUGGAAAUUUGGUUAUAGCACCUGUAUCCAGAAACGAUGAAGGAAUAUAUACGUGUUCUGCUAGUAAUCAACUUGGUGUGGACGAAUCACGAGGAAGAUUAAUCGUUUUGAGAGGCCCAAGGCUCAUGGAACAGUUGAGACCACGAGUUGUCAAAUCUGUUCAGCAAACUUUAUCAUUCCAUUGCCAAGCGGAAACGGAAGAAAUGCUUGAUAUUGCUUACAUUUGGACUCAUAACGGUAUUAGAAUACGCGACCUUGAUGUCAAGAAUUCUUAUAACAAAAUCCAAUUAGAUGGUGGAUCAUUGAGUAUUUCGAAUGCAACCUUUUCUGAUGCCGGUGAAUAUGAAUGUAUAGUGAAAUCAGCAGUUGGAAAAAUAUCUUCAAGAUCAAGCGUCAUUAUUGAAGGACCUCCAGGCCCACCUGGUGGAUUGCAAGUGAUAGAAAUACAAAAGACUUCUGCGAUUCUACAUUGGACGGAUGGAGCUUCUAAUGGUAGACCUAUCCUCAGUUACACAGUAUUUGGAAGGACCAACUGGAAUGACACCUGGAUGAACAUUACGCAAGGCUUGUUCGCUAAGCAAAUUGAUCGAUACACCGGAAGGAAAGAGGCUUUCUUGGAAAACGUUCUGAUACCGUGGGCAACAUACGAAUUCCGUGUCUCUGCUUGGAAUGAGUUGGGCAUGGGAGAGCCAUCUGUAGCAAGCCCUCGCCAUUCAACUCCACCAGAUCAUCCAAAGAUUCCGCCAAGAAACGUUGGAGGAGGUGGAGGUAAAAUUGGAGAUUUAACAAUCACAUGGUCUCCUUUGAAAUCUGAAGAACAAUACGGACCUGGUAUCUACUACAAAGUAUACUACAAACGCAGGGACUAUGAUACCAAAUUCCAUAGCGUUACACUAAAGGAAUAUGGAAACACGGGAAAAACCGUUAUACAUUUCCCGUCUAUAGAUUUCUAUUAUACACAGUACGUAGUAAAGGUACAAGCUUUGAAUGACAUUGGACCUGGGCCUAUUAGUAGCGAAGUAGUGAUUUACUCGGCUGAAGAUAUGCCACAGGUAGCACCGCAACUAGUGGUUGGUCUAUCAUACAAUUCAACAGCUCUGAAUGUAAGCUGGAAUCCGAUAGUGGAAACCAGAGAAAACGUGCGCGGAAAAUUAAUUGGUCACAGGAUUAAAUACUGGAGAAAAGAUAAUAAGGAAGAGGAUAGUGUGUAUUACCUAUCGAGAACAACGCGUCCUUGGGCUUUAAUCGUAGGCUUAAUACCUGACACUUACUACUACGUUAAAGUAAUGGCGUAUAAUGCGGCUGGUGAAGGUCCAGAAAGUGAACGGUACAUAGAGAGAACGUACAGAAAAGCACCUCAAAAGCCACCAUCAUCUGUUCACAUGUUCGGAGUGAAUCCGUCCACCAUCAGAGUCGUUUGGCGAUAUGUGCAACCGACCACCGAAGAGGAACCUCUACAAGGAUACAAGAUUCGCACAUGGGAAGUGGAUCAAGAUAUGAGCACAGCCAAUGACACAAUUGUACCCGUAGGAGAGAAACUGGAAGCCUACAUCAGGAAUCUAUCUCCUGGAAAAAUUUACAAAAUGAGAGUUCUGGCUUACUCUAAUGGUGGAGAUGGUAGGAUGAGCUCUCCAGCUCAUACUUUCCAGAUGGGUGAUCCCAAUUCGUACAAAAGCAGUGCCAAAAGUUGUAUUCCAUCCGUGUUCAUGUUGGUUCUUGCAUUUUUAGUUAUGCAUUAAGAAAAGUAGCUUAGUUUUUUUUAUAUAUAGAGAUAUAU
Molecule: messenger RNA, 3851 nt
Organism: Nicrophorus vespilloides
Lineage: Eukaryota; Metazoa; Arthropoda; Insecta; Coleoptera; Silphidae
Product: contactin-like
Exons: 10
Coding region: 115-3813 (1232 amino acids)
Biological process (GO): cell-cell adhesion
Molecular function (GO): protein binding
Source: RefSeq, a predicted model, not a curated record